This is a messenger RNA of Seriola aureovittata, 2760 nucleotides long. It is a transcript of the gene b3galt1b, whose product is annotated as UDP-Gal:betaGlcNAc beta 1,3-galactosyltransferase, polypeptide 1b. NCBI's taxonomy places the organism in Eukaryota, Metazoa, Chordata, Actinopteri, Carangiformes, Carangidae. The coding region runs from base 325 to 1311 and encodes 328 amino acids. Gene Ontology annotation, cellular component: membrane. The transcript is spliced from 2 exons. Gene Ontology annotation, molecular function: N-acetyl-beta-D-glucosaminide beta-(1,3)-galactosyltransferase activity. The record is from RefSeq and is a predicted model, not a curated record.
GUCGAAUAACGGUGCUAUGGGAUGCUGGAACAGAGCAGUAGCGUAACAUCAGGACCACAAGUCUGAGUGGGAUGGAGACACUGAGUGAGAUGUAAAUGGAGAAGCAGCAGUGUCCCCAAGAGAAACUGGACCUCUGUAUGAUUUUAAAGCGCUUUGCAUUAAAACACAAACAGCAUCACUUCUCUCUAAAGUAAUCCAUUACUGACAAUUAAUGUCAAACUGCACGCUGGAGCAGCUUAAUGCUGCCUUGCUGGGUGAAACAUUGCUAAUGGAAAGAAAGCCUUAUAAGAUACACCGCAUCAACAUACACCUAAAUGCAGCAUAAUGCCUUCAAAAGUGUCAUGUUUAUACCUGCUGACAGUGGUCUGCUGGGCGAGCGCUCUCUGGUAUCUGAGUAUAUCUCGUCCAACGUCCACUUAUGUCAGCCACAUGUCCGUGUCCAUUCGGAAGACUGUGAAACCCCACAAAAACAUCACCUUCACCAACAUCCGCACCCGCCCCCUCAACCCACAUGCCUUUGAAUUUGUGAUCAAUGAGCCCAAGAAGUGUGAAAGCGCCACGCCCUUCCUGGUCAUCCUCAUCAGCACCACGCACAAGGAGUUCGAUGCGCGUCAAGCCAUCCGAGAGACCUGGGGGGAUGAGAGCACCUUCAGCGACAUCCGCAUCCUCACCAUCUUUCUGCUGGGCAUCAACACGGACGCCGUCCUGAACCAGAUGGUGGAGCAGGAGAGUCAGAUCUUUCAUGAUAUAGUGGUGGAGAACUUUAUUGAUUCCUACCACAACCUCACCCUCAAGACCAUGAUGGGCAUGCGCUGGGUGGCUACCUUCUGCCCCAAAGCGCAGUAUAUCAUGAAGACAGACAGCGACAUCUUCGUCAACAUGGACAAUCUGAUCUACAAGCUCCUGAAGCCCACCACCAAGCCAAGAAGAAGAUAUUUCACCGGCUAUGUGAUAAAUGGCGGCCCCAUUAGAGAUAUGCGCAGUAAGUGGUACAUGCCCAGAGACUUGUACCCUGAGAAUAAAUACCCACCUUUCUGCUCGGGCACUGGCUACGUGUUCUCAGCAGAUGUAGCUGAGCUAAUCUACAAGACUUCACUACACACAAGACUGUUGCACCUGGAGGAUGUGUAUGUGGGACUGUGUUUGCGUAAGCUGGGUAUACACCCUUAUCAGAACAGUGGUUUUAAUCACUGGAAAAUGGCCUACAGUCUGUGCAGGUACAGACGGGUUAUCACCGUCCACCAGAUAUCCCCGGAGGAGAUGCACCGCAUUUGGAACGACAUGUCCAGCAAGAAGCACCUGAGAUGUUAGGGGACACUGAACAACAACAACUUUUUUUCUUUUUCUUUUUUUUUUUUGCCUUUUCUCCUUUUCAAUCUUCAUCAGUUACACACUGAUUAAUGUAAAAACAUGGAGGGCUGCUGUAAGUCUCUAUUACAUGACAGAUGUUUUCAUUAGCACCAUCUCUGUCUAUUUCUGCUGAUUACACCUCAUGAUUGUUGAUGAAUGCAUGGGGCUAGUAGAGCGCCUAUUCUCACACAUAAUUAAAAUGUGGUGUUGUUAUUGAGAGUAAUUUUGUUCAUGUGUUCCAGCUCCAGUUUAACCACACUCUUCUUCAUGAGCAUUAAGUCAAUCAGCGUUUUCCAUUAAAUGGCGUGGCCUAAUGGGCAGGGACAGGUUCAAGCCCUCACACUGACAACCUUUCUCCCUGCUGAAGUGUCCUUGAGCAAGACACUGAUUAUCUACCAGCUCCAUGGCUGCUGACUCAGCACCCUGAUAUUACUGCAGGGAGCAAGCCAAAAGAGAAUUUCUGUGCAGGAAACAAUACAGUAUCAAAUUACUAUAUUACAUCUAUAUUAUUAUACAUUGCAUAGUAUAUGUAUUAUUGACAAAUGAAAGAAGAGUUCCUGGACAAUGAGAAUGCAAAUGUGAAUUUUUUUUUCCAACAACAAAUCAGCUUGUCUGUUUAGAUAAAACUACAUCUACACUGUGCUGCUCUGCCCCUCUCCCGUCUUUCUUAUGAGCAAGGUCAAAUACAUAGAUGAAAAUGAGCUGCAUUAUAUUAUCAAUCGCCAAUCUCUUACAGAUAAGUAGUCAUUUUCAAUCGAUCAUUCUUCCCUAGUAUUGGUAAUAAUGGAACCACGUAGCAGAAUUCACCAGAUGCUUUUUUUUUAUGAAUUUGCCUGAUGAUGUUUCUGUUUACAUAUAGUCAUAAUUUCACUGCCUCUUCUCUCUGAAGUACUUAGAUGUAUAUUUUGGUUUUUUUUCUUUUCUUUUCUUUUUUUAGAUGCAUUUUGUUGUUUUCCCACUUUGAAAUCUUCAUACUUGAGGACGGCUAAUUGCGUCUCUCAGUUACCAGCUCCUCAUUACGACAGCUGGUUAUGUUCGCUGUACGUCAGCUGCUAUUUCAGCUCAUCAGCUCCUCCACACAUCAAGAGAAACGCAGUAUCAUGUCGUGCAAGUAUGAGUUAAACUGUAGGUGAAACCAUUACAGACUGGAUAUAUUAUCAUAUGUAUCUGGCGUAUCAGUGAUUACAGAAGCACUGCUACUGACGUCAUGGAAAAAAAAGUUUGUGUUUCUAAGAAAAUUAUGGUUUCAUGGCCAAAAGUUUCCUUUUUUUCAGAGGUUUUGUAGUAUAUAAGCUAAUGUGACAUUAACUGUGAAAGCAUCUAUCCCACGAGGGGUUGUUGUUAUAUAUUGUAUGUUUUUUAUAUUAAAAAACAAAUACUUGAAUAAUUAAAGUUAUAUUACUGCUUUUA